AUGGGUGUUCCCUCCAUGCGGUCAGCCCUGCCGUGCCUCGCGCGCGCGGGGAAACUGGCAUCAGUGACGCACUCGGGUCGCGUGCCGAGCCGCAUUCCGCCUACAUCUGCGUCUAACAAGAUAUUGUCGAUAGCGUCUCAAAUUCGACAUGCGACAUGUCUCUCGUCGCUGCAUGCUAAACGUGCGCCCAUCUGCACCCCACAGUGGCCAAGCAUCUCAAAGCGAACGGCGACAACCUCGACUCCAACUCCCUCGGAAGCCGUACCGACCAAGCCAUACGCGGAACUGACCAUCGGCGUCCCCCUGGAAAUCUUCCCUGGGGAACGGCGGGUCGCAAUCACUCCACAGAAUGUCGCCCUGCUGCUGAAGAAGGGCGUCUCGCGCAUUCUGAUCCAACGCGGCGCGGGCGAAGGCGCCCAGCUGCUGGACGAUGCCUACGAAAAGGCAGGCGCGACGCUGGUCGACCGCGACGCGAUCUGGUCGCAGAGUGAUAUCGUCUUGAAAGUCCGCAGCCCGCAGUCAGAGGGUCCAUUCAAUGAAAUCCAAGCUCUUCGGCAAGGCUCCACGGUCAUCUCGUUCCUGUACCCCCUGCAGAACAAACCCCUCGUUGAAGCGCUCGCAGUUCGCGGCGUGACUGUCUUUGCAAUGGAUCGUAUUCCGCGGAUUUCUCGCGCCCAGGUUUUUGACGCUCUGAGCUCGAUGGCUAAUAUUGCGGGCUACAAGGCUGUGUUGGAGGCUUCGAAUCAUUUCGGUCGGUUCUUGACUGGUCAGGUUACGGCGGCUGGAAAGAUCCCGCCUAGUAAAGUCCUUGUGAUUGGUGCGGGCGUUGCUGGUCUGAGUGCUAUUGCUUCUGCCCGUCGCAUGGGUGCUAUCGUCCGUGGCUUUGAUACCCGUCCCGCUGUCCGGGAACAAGUUCAGUCUCUAGGGGCUGAAUUUAUUGAGGUUGAUUUCCAGGAAGAUGGUGCUGGUCAGGGUGGCUAUGCUAAGGAAAUGUCUCAGGAGUUCAUCGAUGCUGAAAUGAAGCUUUUCAUGGAGCAGGCGAAGGAAGUUGAUAUCAUUAUUACUACCGCUUUGAUCCCUGGACGACCUGCUCCGAAGCUCAUUACUAAGGAAAUGGUUGCUGCUAUGAAACCUGGUUCUGUGAUUGUGGAUCUUGCUGCUGAAGCUGGUGGUAACUGUGAGGCUACGGUUCCUGGUGAACUGAGCAACUAUAAGGAUGUUACUAUCAUAGGCUACACGGAUCUUCCUUCUCGCCUUCCGACUCAGUCUUCAACGCUCUACUCGAACAAUAUUACCAAGUACCUUUUGUCGAUGGCUCCUCAGGAAAAGUCGUUCGGUAUUGACUUCAAGGACGAAGUCAUCCGUGGUUCUAUCGUGACUCUCAACGGCGAAAUCAUCCCUCCUGCUGCUCCACCCGCCCCCCUCCAGCCCCGAAGCCCGAUGCGCAAGCAGUCGCAGCUCAAAAGGCUGAAGAAGUUGCUUUGA
Molecule: messenger RNA, 1485 nt
Organism: Penicillium nucicola
Lineage: Eukaryota; Fungi; Ascomycota; Eurotiomycetes; Eurotiales; Aspergillaceae
Product: NAD(P) transhydrogenase subunit alpha
Exons: 2
Coding region: 1-1485 (494 amino acids)
Biological process (GO): proton transmembrane transport; NADPH regeneration
Cellular component (GO): mitochondrial inner membrane
Molecular function (GO): NADP binding; NAD binding
Source: RefSeq, a predicted model, not a curated record